GGCGGCGGCGGCUGCAGCAGCGAAAUGGCGGAGACCGUGGCGGACACCCGGCGGCUGAUCACCAAGCCGCAGAACCUGAAUGACGCCUAUGGGCCUCCCAGCAACUUCCUCGAGAUCGAUGUGAGCAACCCGCAGACAGUGGGGGUCGGCCGGGGCCGCUUCACCACCUACGAGAUCAGGGUCAAGACAAAUCUGCCUAUUUUCAAGCUGAAGGAAUCUACCGUUAGAAGAAGAUACAGUGACUUUGAAUGGCUGCGAAGUGAACUAGAAAGAGAGAGCAAGGUAAGAAUUAUUUGUAAUGUUACUUUAAAGCAAAACAUUCCAAAUUUUAAUGUUUAAGACCUCUCAGGAAAA
Molecule: messenger RNA, 354 nt
Organism: Odocoileus virginianus texanus
Lineage: Eukaryota; Metazoa; Chordata; Mammalia; Artiodactyla; Cervidae
Source: RefSeq, a predicted model, not a curated record